UUUUUGGUGACGGAAUAAAAUGCGCAGAGAUUAACUUGGUAAAAUCAACGCAGCCAACGCCAGUAAAAGAUAAAUCUGAUGUCAUAUCUAAAACUGUUAUCAUUGUCAUGGCCAUUUUAUCGUCUUUAUUUUUUAUCUUUGCCAUUAUUUUCUUUGCGCAAAGAUUGAAAAAACAGUUCGACAGAGAAAGAUCUACGGAGAACAAUGAGGUGAAAGAAGAUGACAGAUCGUUAACGUUCUUACCAUCUUUUGAAGAACAUAGCAAUAUCAAUGAAGUUACAGAAGAAGAGGAGUUGCGCACAAUGUCCUAUAUUUGCGUUCUGGAUGAUUGGGAAAUAAAUAGAAAACAACUUACAAUUACGGACAGCACACUAGGUAGAGGAUGCUUUGGUGUGGUGAAGAAAGGGAUAUAUCAUGACAAGGACCAAGAUAUAUACAUAGCUGUUAAGAUGCUUAAAGACUCCGUUUCUAUUGCUGAUCGCAACGAUCUGUUAAUGGAACUUCGCAUAUUAAAAGAUAUAAACAAAACUCCUCAUCGAAAUGUAAUCAAACUUAUCGGUGCUGUAACAAAUGAAGAGCCCGUUUUUGUCGUCACUGAGCUUUGUGCUCGAGGAAAUCUUCGAAAGUUAUUACAAAACAGCCGAAUAUUGUCAUCCGAAACCGACAAAAAUAGCUUUCAUGAGUAUAAAAAUAUUUUUUCAACGUUAUCGCACACCAAACUGAUUCAGAUUGCUGUUGAUAUCGCAAAUGGGAUGCAUCAUCUUGAAAAGCAUAAGUUUGUCCAUAGAGAUCUUUCAGCUAGGAACAUUCUUAUCGGGGAGAAUUUUGAAGCUAAAGUAUCAGAUUUCGGUUUGGCAAGACCGAUUGCGGGAGUUGAUGAAAUGUACAUCAAGUCACACAGAAAUCUACUGCCUGUAAAGUGGAUGGCGUUAGAGUCACUCACGCAAGGAAUUUUCGUACAUCAAGUGAUGUAUGGUCAUUUGGAGUUGUGUUGUGGGAAAUAUCGACACUUGGAGAGGAACCUUACCCUGGAAUUUCAGCGUUUGACACGUUUACUUACGUUACAUCGGGAAAAAGAAUGGAAAAACCACCACAAUGCUCUGCCACACUAUACGAACUGAUGAUAAAAUGCUGGGAGAAAAAUCACCAAGAAAGACCAACAUUUGAAGAAAUUUAUCAGAAAAUGGCGUCAAUGUUCCUUGAUGCAGAUAGUGUGUAUAUAAACGUGAUUGAACUUCUCCCGGGAGCAAAUGAUUUCUUAGCUGACAACAGAAGAAAAAUCAGCGUUGAAAGUAUGGGCAUUCAACGGUACACUUGAUGUUCUUAGCACACCAGGAUCCUAUUUUAGUAGUAAUUGCUGUUAUAAAUUUUAUAUACGAUGAACUCAUAUAUUAUUGUGGUAUUUUUUCGUAAAUCAAUAUUAAAAUUACAUAUAUGUACAACUAGCUGAGUCACUUUAAUGCGAAUAAAAUUUUAUCGUCCA
Molecule: messenger RNA, 1483 nt
Organism: Xenia sp. Carnegie-2017
Lineage: Eukaryota; Metazoa; Cnidaria; Anthozoa; Malacalcyonacea; Xeniidae
Product: fibroblast growth factor receptor 4-like
Exons: 12
Coding region: 108-1121 (337 amino acids)
Biological process (GO): protein phosphorylation; cell surface receptor protein tyrosine kinase signaling pathway; positive regulation of kinase activity
Cellular component (GO): signaling receptor complex
Molecular function (GO): transmembrane receptor protein tyrosine kinase activity; ATP binding
Source: RefSeq, a predicted model, not a curated record